AUGUAAAGAACCCGAAAUACUCUUACGUAAGAAAAAAAGGGGAAAAAUUGAAAGCACCUGAAAUCGGAGUGCCACCGGAGAUAAUAACUCCCGGCGAUUUCAGCAACGUUUCCGGUUCAAGCAGUUUGAGAAAUCAGUUGCCGGAGAACGAACGGGGAGAUUCAUCGGAACCCUAGAUCGAAUCAGUUAAAUCUCUGUUGCAUUAGGAGCCAAGUCAUGCACCACUAUACUAAUUAUGAAAUGGUAGAGAAUAUCCACUUCCAGAUUUAGCAAGGCAAAGCUAAUGUAUUAUGAGUUCUGACCUUCAACAUAAUAACCUGUUCGAUUAUCUGAUUUGCAUAGAUAUGAAGGAUAUUAUCUAUGAUGAUUUGCAGUAGCACCAUGGCUAAAUCCGGAGCAGAUGAGAAGAUUCUCAGCUACAACGAUGUCGUUCUUCGGCGAUCAGAUUUGGACAUUCUCAAUGGUCCUAAUUAUCUCAAUGACCGCAUCAUUGAGUUCUAUUUUAGCUAUCUCAGCUCACUCUUUCCAUCUGACGACAUAUUACUGGUACCACCUUCUAUUGCUUUCUGGAUUAAAGAGUGUCCUGAUCCUGAAAGCCUGAAGGAUUUCAUGGAACCACUUCAUCUUUCUGGAAGGAAGUUGAUUCUCUUACCUAUAAACGAUAAUUCUGACGUGUGCAUGGCUGAAGGUGGGAGUCAUUGGAGCUUACUGGUUUUUGAUAGGAACUCCAAUGUAUUUGUACAUCAUGACAGCAGCUCCGGGUGCAUGAAUGAGUAUCAUGCCAAACAAGUAUACAAGGCUACUCUUCCCUAUAUAUCAUCCAAUGCCACUUAUAAAGAGUGUCCAAACAUGCCAAAGCAAGUCAAUGGUUAUGAUUGUGGCGUGUAUGUCUUAGCUAUUGCAAGAGUCAUCUGUCAGUGGUAUGCAGGCAGUGGAACUCAAGAUGCAGAUACUCUGUGGUUCUCCCAUUUAGAACAGGUCAGUCCAAGUGCUGUUUCUGUGAUGCGUAAUGAUAUUCUUGUGCUAAUAAAAGGUCUGAUGGCUUCACCCAAGACUGUGGCGUGAUGCUGAAUGAUGUGAGUGAAAACCGUGCAACAAGUUAAAAAUCCAGCAGAGAUCCAAAAAACUAGGUGAGGUCGAAAUUCCAGCAGUGACAAAUGUGAAGUUUGGUAGUCAGUUAUCUCACAAUUUUGUUGGACUUCAGGAAAGAUUUGCUAUUUCAAAAGAAAGCUAAUGGGAAAAACUAGGAAUAUAGUAUCUCCAUUUUAAUAAAAUAAUAUCUUCAUUGUUGAAAAGACAAAGUGGUGUAAUCUAUAUUAGAUGAGACAUCCUUGGUUUUGAUCAAGCCUUGGUGCACCUUCUCCCUAAUUAAGUGUCAAUCUAUCUCUAUUUGCUU
Solanum pennellii is the source of this 1396-nucleotide messenger RNA. Its product is annotated as NEDD8-specific protease 1. Gene Ontology annotation, biological process: proteolysis. NCBI's taxonomy places the organism in Eukaryota, Viridiplantae, Streptophyta, Magnoliopsida, Solanales, Solanaceae. The transcript has 3 exons. The coding region runs from base 361 to 1065 and encodes 234 amino acids. Gene Ontology annotation, molecular function: deNEDDylase activity; cysteine-type peptidase activity. The record is from RefSeq and is a predicted model, not a curated record.